Messenger RNA from Ricinus communis (castor bean), 920 nucleotides. RefSeq lists its product as uncharacterized. The transcript has 2 exons. NCBI's taxonomy places the organism in Eukaryota, Viridiplantae, Streptophyta, Magnoliopsida, Malpighiales, Euphorbiaceae. The coding region runs from base 81 to 566 and encodes 161 amino acids. The record is from RefSeq and is a predicted model, not a curated record.
AAGCAUCUAUAGGUGGAUAUUACCUGUGCAUGGGAAAGAAACAACAUAAAAAGAUUAAGUGGGUGUUGGUUUGAUUGUUUAUGGCAUGCUUAAACAUGUUGAACAAUGAGCAACAAAGCCUUUACACUUCCUCUAUGGACCCAAGAAUCUCCUUCUCCAGUGAUUUUGUAGAUACACAAGAAGCCAUCAAAUUUGAAACAAACUAUAGAGAAGCACCAGUUUCUUCAGAUUUUGAAUUCUCAGUUAGAAACUACAGUAUGAUCCCUGCAGAUGAGAUCUUCUGCAAAGGCAUGAUUCUACCUUCGAAGGAUAACUGCACCAACCAGCUCAGAAAAAUGACUUUAAGAGAUAAAUUACUGGAUGAUGAUGAUGAUUUUGAUUCAUUUCCAAGGGUGCAAAAGAGUACAGGUUGGUGGAAAGAGAGGCUGGGCUUGAAAAGGGGUCACAUUGUAACCAAGAAAGGAGAUAGAAAUCAUGGAGUUUUGGAAAGAAUAGUUGAAGAAAAGAGGCAUGUUUUUCUACAUGAAGAGGGACUUGCUGGAAAAAAUACAGGAAGUGUUGACUGAAGGAGGAGAGGAUCUAACAUUAUCUGAAACAAAAAUGGAAGAUAGCAGAGGCAUAGACAUGCUAAAUUUUGAAGGUUAAUUUACAGAUUGCAAGUACAAGAAAGUUGAGAUUCGUUUUUCUUUUUUUUGUUAAUUGUUAGAAUGCUUCACCUCUUAAUUAGGCCUUGUAACUUCCUCUUCACUGUCAUGAUAUCUUCCCUGCCCCAUCCUUUCCCUGGAGGAAGUGACAAUCCGCUGCUAUGUACAAAUGUUUGCAGAUGAAGAACUUCCUUUCAUCAAGCAGUUCUUUUGAUUAAUGUAAUCUAUGGCACUCUCAAAUUUAUCAUUUAAUUUCUCUCAUAGGCAUUGAAUUUC